This is a messenger RNA of Puntigrus tetrazona (Sumatra barb), 852 nucleotides long. RefSeq lists its product as uncharacterized. The transcript is spliced from 6 exons. Lineage: Eukaryota; Metazoa; Chordata; Actinopteri; Cypriniformes; Cyprinidae. Gene Ontology annotation, molecular function: protein tyrosine kinase binding; MHC class II protein binding. Gene Ontology annotation, biological process: T cell activation; interleukin-15-mediated signaling pathway; positive regulation of ERK1 and ERK2 cascade. The annotation marks the transcript as partial. The record is from RefSeq and is a predicted model, not a curated record. Gene Ontology annotation, cellular component: membrane raft; external side of plasma membrane.
AUGGCUGAUAAGAGUCAGAUGUGUCUGCUGGGACUCGUUCUCUCUGCACUUCUCACAGGUACCAGUGGAGCGCGUGAUACUCAUGUGUUCUGCAGUUCUGGUGAAAAUGUCAGUCUGCCCUGUAAUAAUGCUCUUUCUGGCUGUACAUCAACUACAUGGAUCCAUAGCAAACAAUCAAGGACAGAUGAACUGAUUCAGAAAGGAAAGAAGAAAGACAUAGAGAGAUCUGAGAGACUGAGUCUGGGCUCUGACUGCUCUCUGAACAUCACUAAAGUCACGAAAGAAGAUCAUGGAUCUUACAUCUGCCAGCAAUUUGUGACUGGAAAACAAGGAAAUGAUGAACAACAAGGAAAUGAUUCACGCGUUUAUCUGCAUUUUCUUCAUGUCACUUCAUCCUCCUCUCAGAUCAGUCAAGGCAGCUCUGUGACUCUCUCCUGUCAGUUGUAUUGUGAUCUAAUCUCUUGUGAUUCUUUGGUCCGUGAUGAAGUUCAGCUGAUCUGGGUGAAUCAGUUUGGUGUGAAUCUACAGACAGACUCCAGAUAUCAGAUCUCAUUCUCCUCAGAACACUGUAACAUCUCUCUGACUACAAAACUCCAGAAUGAAGAUCUCAACAGAGAGUGGAGAUGUGAGGUUACUCAGAGAAAUCAACCGAAGACCUCGGUCACGUAUACUGUCAAGUAUUCAGCUGCAGUCGAUUCAACAAAACCGCUCCCAGUCAAGAAUAAACCAAGACAAACUACACGACCAGCUGCAGUCGAUUCAACAAAACCGAUUCCAGUCAGCAGCUCCGAGAAGAAACCAAGACAAACUAAACCAGCAGCUCAAGAUGCAGCUGAUAGCGCGUGUAAGGCG